Messenger RNA from Micropterus salmoides (largemouth bass), 6168 nucleotides. RefSeq names its product transportin 1 (gene tnpo1). Gene Ontology annotation, biological process: protein import into nucleus. The transcript is spliced from 25 exons. Lineage: Eukaryota; Metazoa; Chordata; Actinopteri; Centrarchiformes; Centrarchidae. Bases 304 to 2979 code for a protein of 891 amino acids. Gene Ontology annotation, cellular component: cytoplasm; nucleus. The record is from RefSeq and is a predicted model, not a curated record. Gene Ontology annotation, molecular function: nuclear import signal receptor activity; small GTPase binding.
CUUAUAGGGGGUUGGAUGUGAAGGUGUUUAAGGGUAACAAUAAUAAUAAAAACACUCAUGUUACCCUUAGAUCCGUCUAGCACUAGGACCACUCAGCUGUGUGUCAGCUGAUGAGCCAGCCUCAUAUAUGCGACGCGAGUCUGUAUGGCCCGCAGCUUUUCUCAGCUUGUUGCGAAAACGGAUGUGCCUGCUUUAACAGGCCCAUGUCUGAAAACCCAGACAGACGGUCACAUUUGAACAGAAAGCCAGCUACACUCGAGUACGUCGGGGAAGUCAAAACAGCCGCAGCAGCAGCAGAGCAAGAUGGAGUGUGAGUGGAAGCCAGACGAGCAAGGACUUCAACAAAUUUUACAGCUGCUGAAAGAGUCUCAGUCGCCAGAUACGUCCACGCAGAGAUCCGUCCAGCAAAGACUUGAGCAGCUGAACCAGUAUCCAGACUUUAACAACUAUUUGAUAUUUGUUUUGACAAAGUUGAAAUCGGAAGAUGAACCAACGCGCUCCCUGAGUGGGCUGAUACUGAAGAACAACGUGAAAGCCCACUAUCAGAACUUCCCUAAUGGCGUGUCUGAUUUCAUCAAGAGCGAGUGCCUCCAAAACAUUGGCGACUCAUCUCCCCUCAUCCGGGCCACUGUGGGUAUCCUUAUCACCACCAUCGCCUCCAAGGGAGAGCUACAAAACUGGCCAGAGCUUCUGCCUAAACUCUGCCUGCUGUUGGAUUCUGAGGACUACAACACAUGUGAGGGAGCGUUUGGAGCCCUGCAGAAGAUCUGUGAGGACUCUGCUGAGAUCCUGGACAGUGACAUGCUGGAUCGUCCUCUGAACAUCAUGAUCCCCAAGUUCUUGCAGUUUUUCAAGCACAGUAGUCCGAAGAUUAGGUCUCAUGCCAUUGCCUGUGUCAAUCAGUUCAUCAUCAGCAGGACUCAGGCUCUUAUGCUGCACAUCGACCCUUUCAUUGAGAAUCUGUUUGCACUGGCGACAGACGAGGAACCAGAAGUGAGGAAGAAUGUGUGCAGAGCUCUAGUCAUGCUACUGGAAGUUCGCCUGGACCGUCUCCUGCCACACAUGCAUAACAUCAUAGAAUACAUGCUACAGAGGACUCAGGACCAAGAUGAAAAUGUUGCCUUGGAGGCCUGUGAGUUCUGGCUUACUCUGGCGGAGCAGCCAGUGUGUAAGGAAGUGCUGUGUGGACACCUCUCCCAGCUCACUCCGGUGCUUGUCAACGGGAUGAAGUACUCUGAGAUUGACAUUAUCCUGCUCAAGGGGGACAUUGAGGAAGACGAGGCCAUUCCGGACAACGAGCAAGACAUCAGACCGCGCUUCCAUCGCUCCCGCACAGUUGCCCAGCAGCAUGAGGGCGAUGGGAUAGAGGACGACGAAGAUGAAGAUGAUGAACUGGAUGAUGAUGAUGAUACUAUCUCUGAUUGGAACCUGCGUAAGUGUUCAGCUGCAGCGUUGGACGUGUUGGCCAACGUGUUCAGGGAUGAUCUGUUGCUGCACAUUCUGCCCCUACUCAAAGAGCUGCUCUUCCACCCAGAGUGGGUAGUUAAAGAGUCUGGCAUCCUAGUGCUGGGGGCUAUAGCUGAAGGCUGUAUGCAGGGCAUGAUCCCAUACCUGCCUGAGCUCAUUCCCCAUCUUGUCCAGUGUUUGUCUGACAAGAAGGCCCUGGUGCGUUCCAUCACCUGCUGGACACUGAGCCGCUAUGCCCACUGGGUUGUCAGCCAGCCCCCAGAUACUUACCUGAAGCCUCUAAUGACGGAGCUGCUCAAACGUAUUCUGGAUAGCAACAAGCGUGUGCAGGAGGCUGCUUGCAGUGCCUUUGCCACUUUGGAGGAGGAGGCUUGUACAGAGUUGGUGCCCUACCUGGCAUUCAUCUUGGACACGCUGGUGUUUGCUUUCAGCAAGUACCAGCACAAAAAUCUGCUCAUUCUUUACGAUGCCAUAGGAACACUUGCAGACUCAGUGGGGCAUCAUCUCAAUAAACCGGAAUACAUCCAGAUGUUGAUGCCUCCACUUAUCCAGAAAUGGAACCAGCUGAAAGAUGAAGACAAAGAUCUCUUCCCUUUAUUAGAAUGUCUGUCGUCCGUUGCUACUGCCUUGCAGAGUGGCUUCCUGCCCUACUGUGAACCUGUGUACCAACGCUGUGUCAACCUGGUCCAGAAGACUCUUGCUCAGGCCAUGCUCCAUCAGUCACAGCCAGACCAGUAUGAGGCUCCUGACAAAGACUUCAUGAUCGUGGCUUUGGAUCUUCUCAGUGGACUGGCUGAGGGUUUGGGAGGCACCAUUGAGCAGCUGGUUGCUCGUAGCAAUAUCCUCACUCUAAUGUACCAGUGCAUGCAGGACAAAAUGCCAGAGGUGCGUCAGAGUUCUUUUGCUCUGCUUGGGGAUCUAACCAAGGCUUGUUUCCAACACGUCAAACCAUGCAUCGCUGAUUUUAUGCCCAUACUGGGUACUAAUUUAAACCCGGAGUUAAUAUCAGUGUGCAACAAUGCAACAUGGGCAAUUGGAGAGAUAUCUAUACAAAUGGGGCCUGAAAUGCAGCCGUACAUUGCCAUGGUGCUGCACCAACUGGUGGAGAUCAUUAACAGGCCAAAUACCCCAAAGACUCUACUGGAGAACACAGCAAUAACAAUUGGUCGUCUUGGUUACGUUUGUCCUCAAGAGGUGGCACCCAUGCUACAGCAGUUUAUAAGACCCUGGUGCACCUCUCUACGAAAUAUAAGAGACAAUGAGGAAAAAGACUCUGCGUUCAGAGGAAUUUGCACUAUGAUCAGUGUAAAUCCGGGAGGUGUAGUGCAGGAUUUUAUAUUCUUCUGUGACGCAGUGGCCUCCUGGGUAAAUCCAAAGGAGGAUCUCAGAGACAUGUUCGGCAAGAUCCUUCACGGGUUUAAGAACCAGGUGGGAGAGGACAACUGGAGGCGCUUCUCGGAUCAGUUCCCCAUGCCACUGAAGGAACGGCUGGCAAGCUUUUACGGGGUGUAACUGUUACCACAGCAGUAUGCCUCCAUUACAGGGGUCAUUCACUAUGGGAGACAAUAUAGGGAACCUCUUUUACCCAGGGAACAUGUUACCCUUUACUAGGGGGGAAGGGUCUGCCUGCUGAGGGGAGGGAAGGGGUUGUUGACCCCUCCCCAACCUGACAGACGGGGUGGGAGGGAGGUGGUAGCUGCAGUACUCACUGCCCCCAUGCACAGGCAAGGGGGGAAGGGACCGGCUGAACAACUUUAUCAUGGGAGGAAAAUUCAUCUAAUCACAUCUCAAUCAGAAAUAAUGAAAUUUUAUCACCUUUUUCUCUAAACAUUUUGUUUUCUGUUACCUGAAUUACAGAAAAGAAAUGUAAGCAAAAAUGGAGAAAACUUUGCAAAAUUCUGUAAAGCAUUUGCUCUUUAGUUUUGGUUGGAUGAGGAGUUUGCACAUAUUGAAAGGUUUGUGCAGAAAAUGGUCUUCACUCCACCAGUAGAGUACAAGACUGCCCUUAUAAAAUGGAGUGAAGUUGAAGGUUCAUCAAGAGAUCUCUUCUUUAAAUACAAGGAUAGCUUAAAACUAAGGUAUAGCAGCUGAUGCUAAGAAUGCAUCAUAUUGGAUUUAACUCUGGAGAAUUUAAUUUUAUAAUGCGGCAUAUCACCAAGAAUAAGUUAUCUCCUAUAUAGUUAUCAGAAUUUUUUUUUUUUUCAAUGUUCCUAUCGUUUAGCAGGGCAAGCGCUGUUAAUUAUGUCGCUGGAGAGCACAAGACUUUCUUUUAAGAGCAGCUUUUCUGGGAAUAGGUAGCAUGCUUGUAUCAUUGUGAAAAGCUGUGGAACAUUAGUGAUGUGUGUUGCGUUUGACAGCCGUCAUUGCCCUGUGAUAAGGUUCUUCUUUGACCUUGUAAUUUAUCUAUUUACAGUACUUUUGUUUCCUCUACCAGAGAAUUACAGCAAUCAGCUGUAAUGUAGCAUGACUGGGUUUACACACCGAAAUUUAGGACGUGUCAAAUCUUGGCUGUGAUGUAAAGUUGGAGUGCAUCUCCCAGUUUGGUCUUGUAGUGUGAAUGUGACAUGAACAUUCAUCAGCAAGCAUAACAAAGCUUUAGAUGCUUACAGUCCUUUAUAUUGUCUGAGCCUCAUGAAGGAAAAGUGAAGGAGAAGCGCGUAGGAGACACCGUGGUGACACAAAUCCUGUCUUAGUGAUUUUUGUGACAUUGGCUGUCAGAACCAUGCAGUCCAUUGGAUGAAUGUUAAAUGUUUAUUUCUCAGUGUACUGAAGUAAAAAAAAUUUCCCUGGGUGUUUGGCUUCUUGUGCUAAAAGCAUGAUCUUAAGGAUGACUGUAUAGUGUUUUGGGUGGUUGUGUUUUGUGGGGUACUUGGAUGCUUUCAUCUCUUGCAUGUUGGUGGCCCCUCACACCCCAACAUAUAGUGGGAAGGGGAUUACGGGAGGGAGGGGAGGUUCAAAUAAAGGAUUAAAAAGUACAUAGUAACCAUUUAUGUAUUGCAACACUGGGACUUUUAUAACUUCACAUUUUCUUGCUGGAGUGUUCUCCCCCAAACAUUUACCCCAUAGCUGGAUGUAUAGUUUUUAAAUACUGUGAAACUACAACAAUGUUAUUGUCUCUGGUUGUUUUCCUCUGUUAUAUUUUAUAAAGUGUGUAAGUGUUUAAGUUACAGAUGGCCUGAAUGUAUUCCAUGAUGGGUUGGAGAGAUGGGAAGAUUUUUGUUUUUUACUGUUUUGUUUUUUUAAGCCCUGCCAGUCAUUUUUCCUCUGCUGGCCAGAGUAAUAACUGCAGUAUUUUAACCCUUUGUGACGACGCACAUGACAUGCACUUAAAUUUUAAAUUGCAAGUGCUUGAAGUUAAUGAUGUAGCCAAACCCUUCAGAAUAUGACCAUAGUGUUAACGAAGAUCCUUAAGUAUUGCUGCUAAAAUGUAUUAACCUAAUGCAAUAAGUAGUAGCAAUAAGUUAUUUGAUUGUGAAAGCAGUUUAGUGUCUUAUAAAGAUGUUCACAAUAUAAAAUAUGACACUCGUCUCUUAGAUUUAACAUUAAUGAGGUAAACAGUGGUCGAUACAGAAUAUAAUGCAUCAUGGAAUACAGAGGCAAAGGCUUGUAUGUGCCACAUCAUUUUGUGUUUUGAAGUGAUUUUGUCUGUCACAUUCCAGCUGUUUGGCAUGCAAAAAAUGGAGUAAUCACGGCUUGAUGGAGUGUGUGUGUGUGUGUGUGUGUGUGUGUGUGUGUGUGUGUGUGUGUGUGUGUGUGCACAGUCCUGUUAUUCUUUCAUUGAAAGAGUGUAGGUCUAUAAAACACACGUGAAACAAUCCCCACCAUUACUGUGCUGUAUUUCUGACUUGACUGCUGCUAUACAUUGUAGUUGUGUUUCACUACUUGAAUAUGUGUUUUCUAUGUGUUAACCUCAGGUUGUCUGUGUUCAGUGUUAUUUGUUAUCAUUUCCCCAAUGUGUAUGCCUUUAUCCAUCUCAACAACUAAAGAUUAGUAAAACUCUCACCCUUCAUAUUAAAAAUGGAUAACCAUGGGUGUUAAUUGACGUGAUGUUAUGUGUGCAACACUGCUAGCUGUCAAAUGUGAUUACAAUUGCAAGGCAGGGGGGAGAAUAAAAUGGAUCUUGCACAUACAUAAUGUACUUUUUGUCAAAAGUGAUAUCAGACUACGGUAGGAAAUGCCUUGAGAGCAAAGACUAAGGUUUUGUUGGUGUUUUGCUAUUGAUACACAGUACACGGUAUCUAAAGAAACAGGUAACAACAACUAAUUUACAAGCAAAGAAAUAGGUUGAUAACUUACAAUGUUAUAUACGUUUGACUUUCUAUAAAGCUUUAUUGAAAAUUUGUAUUUUAUAAAGCACCCAUCAAUAAUAAGGAAUGUCUAGUCAAAGAACUAUAUUCUCAUUUAGCCUUCAAACUUGAUUAGACGAUCUGCCUUCAUCUUUUUUGCUAGUAAAAGCAAAAACAUCAUUUUGAUAGACAUGGUUUGGGUUUUUUUUUUUUUUUUUUGGUUUUUUUCUUUUUUUUAAUAAGCUGCUGAAUUUAAAAAAAUAAUAAUACUUUGGGGCCACCAAAUAUUUUGGAUCAUGCAAAGAAUCUAUAUUGUACUGUAGUAAUUUUGUAAUAUUUGUAAGAUGAUAUAGUGGAUGUGACUGGUUACCAUUGCUUGAAUCUGUACAUUGUUCCAAUAAAUUGUUUACACUAU